UAUCUCUCUUUCUUUAACAUUUCUCAACCAUUAAAGUGUUCUGCCUCUGUCUCUGUCUCUUUCUUCCUCUGUAUUUUAAACUUAUUUAAAACUUUUUUUGUGUUUCAUUGGAUUCCUCUCUAUUGCAAAUUCUGUAAGAUUUUUAAGUAAAUGGGUUUUCUUUUUUUGAAGGAUUAAAAUACUGGGUUUGGUUUAAAUUUUCCAUUUUUCAAUCGGAUUUGAAUUUUCCAUUUUUCGAUUGGGUGUCUUUCUUUCGGCCACUUUCUCUGUUUUUAUUCCCAGAAUUGUAUUUCGGUUUGAUCUCAUUUUCAUCUUUCCUUUCUUGUAUUUUUCAAACCAUUAUUGUUCGCCUAUUUUGCUUUUUGGGUUUUGUGCUUUCAAUCAAUGCCUGUCUAUUAUAGCUUCUCAUUGUGGAUAAAAGCUUGAGUAUUGCUCUUUUGACUGGUUGCCAAUACUUCCUUUAUUGGGUUUCCUCUAUCCUUUCUUGCAUUAAUCAUUAAUACUUGUUUUUCUAAAUGUAAGGUUUAUUAUUUGUUUUUAGUCAUAAUUAUACAACAAUAUUCUGAUGAAUGCCAGUUCAUUUAUGUUGAAAUGGUAGCCCCUUCCUUAUUCCCCGUUUGGUUGCUGAGAAACCCGAGGAAAGGAAGGGGAAAACUGUUUUGUUUUGGAUCUUUUUGCUCUAUCCUGACCCACUUUUGAAAAUAAGUGCUCAAUAUUGAAAAAUCCGGUUUCUUUUCUUGUGCUACAUUUUUUCAGCAAUCCAACAUUGUCAAUUAUUUUCACACAGUUCUUUUCUUUUGACAAUUUAGGAUUCAUUUCUAUACCAGAAUCAUAAGUUGCCUUGACCAUAAAAGAGAUUCAUAUUUUAUUACAGCUGUAUUGGAGGAUGGGGGAUCAUUUUGUGUUGUUGGUGGAUCGGCUUCUCACUGAAUCUACUCUUGAAGCUGCUAUUGAAAGUAAAAGUUGGUCACAGCAGCCCACAAUCUCAAAAAGCCAAGAUAAUAUGAUUUCUUCCCACAAAAUAGAUGUCAAUAUGAGGUCACCUUGUAAAUUGGUAGAGUGUAGGAUAUGCCAUGAUGAGGAUGAAGCCUCCAACAUGGAGACGCCAUGUUCUUGCUGUGGCAGCUUAAAGUAUGCUCACCGCAAAUGUGUUCAGAGAUGGUGCAAUGAAAAAGGUGAUACCAUAUGUGAAAUUUGCCGCCAGCAAUUUAGGCCUGGUUAUACGGCACCACCUCCUCUGUUUCAUUAUGGUGGUAUUCCUAUGAACUUCAGGGGCAACUGGGAGGUAUCCAGAAGGGAUCUUCACAAUCCUGGAUUUAUAGCAAUGGUUUCUGCUGAACGUGAUUAUAUGGAUACUGAUUUUGAUGAAUAUGCAGCUCCCUCUUCAAGAAGCCUUAUAUGCUGCCGUAUAGUUGCUAUAAUAUUUAUGGUUCUUUUGGUUUUACGCCAUACUCUACCAAUUAUUAUUAGUGGGGCAGGAGAGUACUCAAUGACAUUGUUCACGUUAUUGAUGCUGAGAACGAUUGGGAUUCUUCUGCCAGUCUACAUCAUGGUUAAAGCUUUCACAGCUAUCCAGCGACGAAGACAUAGACAGGAUUCUCAUCUUCCUCUUGCCACAUCAGACGAAGAAAAUGAUUCGCCACUGCCCCAGCCACGUUUCAUUCAAAUCCGAUGAUUGCUCUAGCCUUGAGCCACCGAUGCUGCCAGAAGGAACCUGAUGAUAUUGAUGAAGAUGCAACCUUUUGUAUCCCGAAAGGGAAAUUAACAUUUGAAAAUCUGCAAUUGUCUGUAAGCUGAAAGAUGCUCAUUGUCAUCAGCGAUGAAAGAAGAAUCCUUCACACUAGGAUUUGAAUCAGCACCUCAUAUCAUGGAUGGGAAAGCUAUGUACAAACACUUAAGAGAAAAGAAAUGAGUAAGAGAGAUUUAUAAAGGAUAGUAAAAACUGGAUAAUCGCCUGUAAAUAUUAGCAUUUCUUAUAUGAAGAAUGAGGAAACAAAAUUGAAAGA
Molecule: messenger RNA, 2006 nt
Organism: Ziziphus jujuba (common jujube)
Lineage: Eukaryota; Viridiplantae; Streptophyta; Magnoliopsida; Rosales; Rhamnaceae
Exons: 10
Coding region: 887-1675 (262 amino acids)
Biological process (GO): protein ubiquitination
Cellular component (GO): membrane
Molecular function (GO): zinc ion binding; ubiquitin-protein transferase activity
Source: RefSeq, a predicted model, not a curated record